AUGGCGGGCAACGUCGAGUACGACCCUGAAAAGGGCAUUGAACCGGUCACGAGCCGAGGUGCCGUCGAUGAGAAAGGCCGCAAAGCCUCUAUAACAGGACGGAAGUCGUCUGUCGCCGAGUCCAUCAUCGCGGCAGACCUGCUUGAUGAACGAUAUGAGACCACUCACCGUGGUCUGAAGAGCAGACAUGCUCAAAUGAUCGCCCUAGGCGGAACUAUUGGUACUGGUCUCUUCGUUGGUUCCGGUCAGACGCUUGCUCUCGGUGGUCCCGCCUUCAUAUUGGCAGCCUACGUGCUCAUGACCUUCCUGGUAUAUUGCGUCGUGACUGCCAUCACCGAGGUAGCCGCCUACCUGCCCGUCCACGGCGGGACCAUGUCUUACUAUGGGUACCGAUAUGUUUCUCGCUCUAUGGGCUUUGCUUUGGGUUAUCUCUACUGGUAUGCCCUGGGCAUUCUUGUCCCCUACGAAAUCACCGCAGCCGGUCUCGUCAUCGACUACUGGCCCAACAACGUCAAUAUCGCCGUCUGGAUGACAAUUAUGCUGGUUGUCAUCAUCGGUCUGAACUUCCUCCCGGUCAGAUUCUAUGGCGAGACGGAGUUCUGGUUCGCCGGGACAAAGGUCAUCUUGAUGACUGGCCUCCUCAUCCUCAGCUUCAUCCUCUUUUGGGGCGGCGGACCUACCCAUGAUCGUCUAGGAUUCAGGUACUGGAACGAUCCGGGCGCAGCACAUCCUUAUAUCGUCGGAGGCAACACAGGUCGCUUUAUCUCCUUCUGGGAAACUGUCGUCCUGUCCGUCUUCCCUUUCACCUUUGCUCCGGAACUCCUGGUGGUGACGGGUGGAGAAAUGGAAUCACCACGGCGGAACCUACCUCUUGCCUCCAAGCGCUACUUUUACCGCCUGGUUAUCUUCUACGUUCUCAGCGUCCUGGCGAUCGGCGUGACCUGCCCCAGCAACGAUCCACGCCUGACCAACGGCGGAGCUGGUGCAAAAUCUUCACCUUUCGUCGUCGCCGUCGCCAAUGCCGGAAUCCACACUCUCCCAUCCAUCGUCAACGCCGUGAUCCUUAUCUCGGCCUGGUCGUCUGGCAACUCCUUCCUCUACAUCUCUUCUCGCGCGCUUUAUUCGCUUGCCGUCCAAGGUUCCGCUCCCCGAAUCUUCAAGGCAUGCAAUCGCUGGGGCGUUCCCUACAUGGCGGUGGGCUGUUCCUCCCUAUUUUGUGGUCUUGCAUACCUCAACGUCGCUUCCUCUGGUUCUACGGUGUUUAACUGGUUCGUGAACCUAACGAACACAUGGGGCAUGAUUUCAUGGGUUUGCUGUAUGAUCAUCUAUAUACGCUUCCGAAAGGCCUGCAAGGCGCAAGGAAUCCAACCCAUCUACCGCAACUGGAUUCAACCCUAUGGCGCCUGGAUCGCGAUGGUCGCAUUCACCAUCCUCUGCCUUAUCAACGGCUUUACCGUCUUCUUCCCCAGCAAAUGGUCGGCCUCUUCAUUCUUGACCGCCUACAUAGGAAUCCCCAUCUUCGUUGUCAUGUACGUCGGGCAUCGCAUCGUGUUCUGGCGGGAUAGGUGGAGCUGGGAUCCGAUGGAGGUGGACAUGAAGACGGGCUUGCAGGAGGUCAUUGAUGCGGAGAGACCACUCAAGAAGAGGAAAGGUCUUGCAAGGAUUUGCAUGAUCAUCGAAUAG
This is a messenger RNA of Fonsecaea multimorphosa CBS 102226, 1683 nucleotides long. RefSeq lists its product as uncharacterized. The coding region runs from base 1 to 1683 and encodes 560 amino acids. NCBI's taxonomy places the organism in Eukaryota, Fungi, Ascomycota, Eurotiomycetes, Chaetothyriales, Herpotrichiellaceae. Gene Ontology annotation, biological process: amino acid transmembrane transport. The record is from RefSeq and is a predicted model, not a curated record. The transcript is spliced from 3 exons. Gene Ontology annotation, cellular component: membrane. Gene Ontology annotation, molecular function: amino acid transmembrane transporter activity.